CUCAGCCUCAUCAUGUUGUGGCAUAGAUUGAGAUAGCCUUUCUGAGAUCUUUCCGUCUUCUCAUCCAAAACACCACCAAAAAAUCAAGAAUCAAACCCUCUCAAGAAAGAAGAAAUUCCACUGCAAAUAUCUUAAGUUUUAUUCAUAUCUACUUGCAGAAGAACAGAAAUAAACCAUGGCCAACAUGAUCAUGGCCUCCUCCAAAGCCAUAAUCACUUCAUCUUCCUCCACCAAUAUCCCUCCAUCUCCAAGAUUCAAACUUUCCCUCCCACAAAUCUCCCUUCCCAAAAUACCCCUCCCCAAAUUAACCAAAUCCCUCAAACCCCUCUCCAUCCCAUCAAAUUUCAAGUCCAUUUCAUUAAUUCUUGCUAGCACAUUGGCUAUAGCACCACCUUCACUAGCAGAAGAAAUUGAAAAGGCCUCCCUUUUUGACUUCAACUUAACACUUCCCAUAAUCAUGGCUGAAUUCCUCUUUCUCAUGUUUGCUUUAGACAAGCUUUACUUUUCCCCAUUAGGGAAAUUCAUGGAUGAAAGAGAUUCUUCCAUUAAAGAGAAAUUAAACAGUGUAAAGGACACAUCUGCAGAAGUGAAGCAAUUAGAAGAUCAAGCUGCUGCUAUUAUGAAAGCUGCAAGAGCUGAAAUAUCAGCAGCAUUGAGUAAAAUGAAGAAAGAGACUCAACUAGAAGUGGAGCAGAAGAUUGCAGAGGGAAGGAAGAAAGUUGAAGCUGAGUUACAAGAAGCUUUGGCUAGCUUGGACAAGCAAAAGGAGGAGACAAUUAAGAGUCUUGAUUCUCAGAUUGCUGCUCUUAGUGAUGAGAUUGUUAAAAAAGUCCUUCCUGUUCAGUAACUAAUUCUGAAAGUUGUAAUUGUAAAUUAAAUAUUUUUGGUUGGUAAGAGUAAGAUACUGUUUGAUCAAAGAAAAAUAAAUGUGAUAUACUUGUAUAAACGGUCAAAACCAAAUUUGUCA
This is a messenger RNA of Nicotiana tabacum (common tobacco), 967 nucleotides long. Its product is annotated as ATP synthase subunit b', chloroplastic-like. Gene Ontology annotation, biological process: proton motive force-driven ATP synthesis. Gene Ontology annotation, molecular function: proton-transporting ATPase activity, rotational mechanism. NCBI's taxonomy places the organism in Eukaryota, Viridiplantae, Streptophyta, Magnoliopsida, Solanales, Solanaceae. The record is from RefSeq and is a predicted model, not a curated record.